GAGAUCUACGCAGUCCUCUCAUGGCUCCCCCGACCCGCUCCGUUUUCCUAUCUCUCUUGCUGUUCCUCUCCAUGUCUAUUUCUCUGGCAGAGAUCCGGUUCACGAGCGUCCGAUCCGACGGCCGGCCCAUAAUCUCCUUCGACGAGUUCGGGUUCACACACAGGGGCCGCCUGGAGCUCAACGUGUCCCGGAUCUCGCUCUCCAACCCGAAGCUCGACCUCACCCUAGUCGGGUUCCUCCUCUGCACCCGGGAGUCCUGGAUGCACGUGGUCCAGCAGCUCGAGGACGGCGAGGCAACGUGCGCCCUCCUCUCCGACCUCGUCAAGCCAGUGUACACCUUCGACAGGCUAAAAGCUGCGAGGGACGUUAACACCGUUUUCACUGAAACCGACGCCGAUCAGUACACGCUCGUGUUCGCGAACUGUUUCCGCAACGAGCUUACGGUCUCGAUGGACGUGAGGUCGGCGAUGUACAAUUUCAACGGGAAGAGCAGUCGCCGGGACUAUCUCUCCGCCGGGAAGACUGUGCUCCCUAGGGUUUACUUCCUCUUCUCGCUAGUCUACUUCAGCCUCGCUGGAAUCUGGAUCUCCGUGCUCUAUAAGAAGCGAUUGACCGUGUUCGGAAUCCACUUCCUCAUGCUCGCCGUGCUCAUCCUCAAGGCUCUGAAACUUCUCUGCGAGGCCAAGGACAAGUCAUACAUCAAGCGCACCGGAUACGCGCACAGCUGCCCCUUGAAUGGAAUCACGCUGCUCACGCUGAUGCUGUUGAUCGGCACCGGAUGGUCUUUCCUGAAACCCUACCUUCAGGACAAGGAGAAGAAGGUGUUGACGAUUGUAAUCCAGUUACAGGUGAUCGCUAACGCCGCUCUGGUCGUGAUUGACGAGAGCGGUCCGUUCGCGCAGGACUGGGUGACGUGGAAGCAGGUGUUCCUGCUCGUCGACGUGAUCUGCUGCUGCGCCGUUCUGUUCCGAAUCAUGUGGUCGAUCAAGAACCUCCGUGAGGCCGCCAGGACCGACGGAAAGGCCGCGGUGAAUCUGAUGAAGUUAACUCUGUUUAGGCAGUACUACAUUGUGGUGAUUUGCUACAUUUACUUCACGCGUGUGGUGGUGUACGCGUUGGAGACAAUCACUUCGUAUCGGUAUCUUUGGACCAGCGUGGUGGCUGCAGAGUUGGCGACGCUGGCGUUUUAUGUGUUUACAGGUUAUAAAUUCAAGCCCGAGGCGCAUAAUCCGUAGGGGUGGACGUCGGUUCGAUAGGCGGUUAA
Molecule: messenger RNA, 1264 nt
Organism: Alnus glutinosa
Lineage: Eukaryota; Viridiplantae; Streptophyta; Magnoliopsida; Fagales; Betulaceae
Product: protein CANDIDATE G-PROTEIN COUPLED RECEPTOR 7-like
Exons: 1
Coding region: 21-1235 (404 amino acids)
Biological process (GO): transport
Cellular component (GO): Golgi apparatus; membrane
Source: RefSeq, a predicted model, not a curated record